Molecule: messenger RNA, 1602 nt
Organism: Fonsecaea erecta
Lineage: Eukaryota; Fungi; Ascomycota; Eurotiomycetes; Chaetothyriales; Herpotrichiellaceae
Exons: 1
Coding region: 1-1602 (533 amino acids)
Source: RefSeq, a predicted model, not a curated record
AUGCAGCUACUCUUCAUCGACAACAAAGAACAGUUAUCAAGGAAAGAUUACGAGCUUCGAGAUGCAGCGGCACGCUCACAUGCCGCGACGUUUUCUCAUCGAUACUCGAAAAGGUGGAUCAAAGCAAAAUCAAGAUUACCACCUCGUCCUGGGACGAGGGACACGCGCACCAAGCCCAUCAAGACAGCUGAUCACAAUAACUCACAAGAAGCUGCGAGCACACCGCUUGUGGAGGAUUCUGAGGACACCAACGCUGCUGGUGAGGCUGAUAUUGACGCUGAUGCGGUUUGGUCUGCCGCUGAGAUCAUGCUUAUGCUAUUGCCACAAAGCAUCCUGAUCAAAGGACAAUCGGAUCCAUUUGACGCAUCCCCAGUUCGAAUCGAUUCGAAGGCCCACGAACUCAUCUUGUACUGGAGAAACGAAUAUCUCUUCCCACGACAUCAUGUGAAUGCGAAGACAUGGUAUCAAAGUGCGAGCGCAGUCUCGGAUUGGCAAGAUGCACGAUGGUCUCUAUCGGAUCACGGUCUCGGAUACGCUCUGCUCGCACAAGUGAGCGCCUCGAUAGCCCUAACGGUAGAAUCGAGACAACAUCUUGAACUGGCACUCGUUUACUUACACCGAAGUACUGUUGCUCUUCGAAUGCGACUCGAGAACAGAAAAGAAGACUUGGACUCUUUCAGACUUUUCCGACAUGUGGCUCUGCUGCAAGGCGUCUCAACAUUUGCCCGCAAUCGGACGGCUGCAGUCACUCAUGGGGAAAUGCUCAAGCGUCUAUAUGACGCAUGGCUCGCUCGAGAAAAGAGAUUCGAAGUGAAAAUAUUGUUGUUGACCUUAUAUGCCGACGUACAUAUGGCCACCACAUUUCUGGUUCGACCACACUUCAAGCCCUCAGAGAAGCUAAUUAAGGCCUUCUACGAAGCUAGUGGUGCUCCACCCAGAGAAGAGUGCAACGUGCCCAUCAGCCUCACGCAACGUCUAAACGGUCAGAUAGUAGACACGAAAUCGGAGGACGUUAUUCUCAUGUGGACCCAAACUCUCGCGAUCACAUCUUUCUAUGGCCGAAGACUAUGGACCUUCAUGAAUCAAAUCGAUCUGGUCAAUCGCAUUUUAGAUGCCGAAGACAAGGCCAAUCGACAACAUGACCCAACGAAUGCAACUUUCUUUCAUACACAAGCCUACAUCUUGCUGGCAGCACUCUUCUUCAUCCGUCUAUCUACUAUGCCGGAACAUUUUGUCACAAAAUCCCACUUCUCUGCUCAUGCAGCUCUUCUCAGCAGACUGCGCUACCAUCUCGAAAUCAGUGACAGCUUGAAAGAUUGGCACGUUUACUCGCAGGCAAGAUUAUGGGCGUUGUUUGCUGGCGCACAGUCUGAAUAUCAAGCAGCUCUAUUAAAUAAGCAACCCCGUGCUUUGGCGUCUCAAGGCUGGUUCAACAUACAAUUGGCGAAGCAGUCAAGGAGGUGUGAACUGCUGACUUGGGUCAGUGUCAAAGAAGUACUAGAAGGCUUCAUGUACUUCGCAAUGGUGCCGGAUCCGUCUGAAUGGUAUCGUGAGCUGAUGAUGGUUCAGUUGACUGUGGGGACGGAGAGCCGAUCCCAGUAG